Molecule: messenger RNA, 6460 nt
Organism: Pocillopora meandrina
Lineage: Eukaryota; Metazoa; Cnidaria; Anthozoa; Scleractinia; Pocilloporidae
Source: the annotation of a GenBank genome assembly
UUGGUGUGUAUAUUCUUGUUGUACAGGAACCGUAAAGGAGCCCUACGUCCGGUGAGAUGUAAACUCCCAGCAAUCAUGGCGGAGGGUUCAAGCAAAGCUUUGGAUGACGUCACACCACCUGCUGAAGAAAAAGAAGAAGAAGAAGAAGAAAUAGUAACUCUUGAUUUUGAUGACGACACUUUGACAGGUGAGCUUAGUGCGGCUUUCUUUUCAAGAUGAGUCUUCGUAAUCAUGUUUCCUGUGUUAUAACCUAGGUAAGUUCUGCUUAAUUUGUUUUCUUUAGCUUUUUUCCUUCUCUUUGAAGUUAUUUCGGGUAAGAUUUCUUUCUUUGAUGCGGGCACUUCGUAAUGAAAACAGUCUGAAGUGACGAGAUUUGUUAUUUCGCAAUAUUUUCAACAGGAGGUUCUUCCACUUCGUGUACCAGAGCCCUUUUGAAAGACAGUUUGUGAAGAUAAAGAAGAUAAACUUAUUUUAUCCCGGCCCUUUUGUUUUCAAAUACCUUGGCCACAAUCGAUGGUAGUUUUCAAUUUAAUGAAUGCUGCUUAAAUUGUUUUGUUUCAGCGAUAGUUGAAGUUUACAAGAAUGAAGGUAACGAGGUUUGCUUAAAGGGAGAUUUUCUCAAUGCCUCUCAGUUUUACACGGAAGGAAUUAAAGUGAAAUGCGGAAACAAAGAAUUGAAGGCCAAACUGUACAACAACAGGGCGACAGUACAUUUCAAAUUAGGUGAGAAUUAUGAAGGCUUUAAUCUUUUUAGCGUGCUUCGUUUCUCCGCUUAACAGUUAGCCUCACUGAGUCCGUGAGGUAGUUCAUGUUCGCAGAUACAUGUCUGUGUUUAGAAUCUGUUCACGGCAUCUUUGUCUCGUAAUACUCCCAUGGAACUUGAGUCAGAUUUCGUUGUCCUCACCACCGCUGAUAUUUAUAAUCUUUUCUCUGCUUAACAUUUCUAUUAUUUUUUCGCUUUUUCUUGCUGACUCAGAUACCCAGACCGACUUCAUGAUACUCAAAGCAACAUAAUUUCCACUCGAAUAAACUGAUCAUUUGAGUUUUGGAAACGAAUUUUUGGAAGAGUAUAGCACAUGUUUGUGUGUGGACCUGAAAGGAAAGUGCGCGACCCGUGUUGCAAAAUAGUACUUUACACUGUAUUUGUUAUUUGAUAUAGUAGCACUUAUGAGCAUAAAUCAAGAGAAUAGUUGAUAUUGUCUUACCCAGAUAUAAUUCCUUCUUUGUGUGACAUAUUCUGUCAGAGUCAGCCAUUUAACACGAUUACCGACCUACGCCCUUUUUUCUUCUUUAUGUUCAGUUUUUUAUAAUUGUAGUAAAACCUGUAAUUAGCGGUCACCCACAGGGAAUAGCGGAUGAACGCUUAACACAGCCUCCAAAGAGUGGGGGGUAAUGAAAAAGCGAUAAAAAAUACCAUUUUAUGCCAUAAUCUACCAUUUAAUGUACAAAAACUCACUCAAAAAUACUACCAACAUUGAUUUCGGGAGAUAUACAGAUUGAACUUUACUUGAAAGAUUAUUCUUAGUUUUAUUUGAAUAGUUCCGCUUUAAAUGACUGCUCAAUACAGGUGGAAGACAAUAGAAACAGGCCGUUGAGACUAACUCAAAAGUGACCGUGACUGCAUAAUAAAAGUGAAAAUUACAGUGACCAAGAGCAAAAAAAUACAGGACUUUGACAACCGACCGCUAACACAGGGUGACUGCCUACGGUGCCGCUCAAUAUAGGUUCGACAGGACGUUCUGCUAUCAGAUUACACUUCUCUUAUAGGCAACUACCAGGAGUCACUGAGAGAUGCAACAGCCGCCUAUCGAUUACAACCAACAUACCUGAAGGCAAUUAUUAGAGGUAUUUUUUUUCUUUCUUUUAAGCCGAAAACUACCCCACACCCCACGGAUUGAACUGGCUUUACUGAGUGGGGUCUCUCAUGACUAGUGAAAAAGGCAUCAGGCGUUGGUUUUUGUAGUUAAUUUUCCUUAGUAGCUCGAAAUUUCGAUUUAAGGGCCAGAAAUUGAAGUGAGAAGAUUUUAAAACUAAGACUGCUAAGAUCUCAUUACCAGUCCCCUCCCCAAAGUCGAGAAUACCACGCCCAUAAGCACCCUUCUGGUAUGAUUGACAGCUCACUAAUACUUAUCUUUCGAAGUUAAGUGCAUAGGCUAAAUUUUCGUCUUUUACAGACAAUUUAGGGAAUCAUCGUAACGUUUACAUAAAUUUUUGCAAACGUCGGACAACUCUUUCCACAAUUUGAUAAGUUUCCAAAAACCAACCAAGAGAAAAAUUAUAAAAAUUUAUUUUUUAUCUUAGCAAAGGAAAAUUAUUUUCAACAAACGUCAUUCGCAUAGAUCCGAUCCAAUAAUGCUAGCUGUGUUAUUUUGAAUAGGAGCAAGCGACUGUCUUAAGCUGAAUACGCCUGAAGAAGCGCUCAGAUGGAGUGUUCAAGGAUUAGCAGUAUCCUUUUGUCAAAUCUAAAAUACAAAGAACUUGAUCUCUCUUAGUAUGCCAAUCUACUUCAAUCUAUCCAAUGUAUCGGAACAUUAAAAACAUCUCGCUUUGUCAACAAGUGUUCAAAUGAAAAAUACUUUCAAGUUUACGGAAUAAACUUUAAUUUUUUUUGGUUUUCUUUUUUAACGAUUACAUAGAAUACAAUAAAUCUGAGAGUCUUAUUUCCUGACCGGUAGGGCUUCCGUUCUUGAAAAGGACUUUCAGUAAGAAUUUGCGGAUCCCUAAUACAGUCCUAUAACAGUAUAGUUAUUUUUGUCAUUAUAUUUGCAUCUUUAACUGCGGAUGUGUGAAGAUUGAAAGAAACGAUAUUCUGCGGCAACUGAAAUUCAGGUCUCUCUACGAACGUUUAAAGUCAGGCAAUGUAAGUCUAUGGUCUAGUAAAUUUUUUCGCAUUCUCCUUCUUAGCAUCAUGUUAAAUGUAACAUCAGUGCACUCGAUGUUGGGGUAUUAGUGUUAAUGACAUUGAGGACAAUGUCAGAGAGAAGAAAUGUCUAAGAGGAAAAAAAUCAGUCGUGCAUUGCUGAUGAUUAAUAGUACUACAAUCAAACCUGUAUUAGGCGGUCACCCACGGGGAAUGGCAUGCUAAAUACAGGUUCCAAAGAAUGGGGGGUGAUCAAGAGUUCUGUUUGUCGACUUAAACCUUUACAAAACGAGAAUUUAAUUGAUACUGUUCCAUUUAAUACCAUAUUUUGAGAAAAAAAAAAGAUUUUGAGCUCAACAAUAGCAUAUUAAUAGUUAAACAUAAUAUUUACAAAUUCCGUUUUACUUGAAACAUAACUGGCAACCCCAAGUCCUUUCAGAUGACAUAAUAGGGGCCAAGAAAAGAAAAAUUAUAUCAUAGAAGAUACAUUGUAGUAGUUCACGAUUAAAAAAUGCGGGGCUUUCCACUCACAAAACAUUUCUCUAACCGCGGAUAUCGCAAAUCUUUCUCAAAGUAAAAAAAUUAUGAAGUAACAACAACAAGAAAUUUGUUCAAUUUUCGAUUAUCACGACCGAAAAAAAACAGCGUUCGCUCGGAGCAAGAAAUUAAAAGCGAAAUUUUUUUAGAAAUUUUGGACUAAAAUAUAAUUUUGAAAAAGAUUGAAAGAACUCGAUUUUCCCUGACUGUAAUGAUACGGCAUCUUAAGAAAACGUAAUUCUUUCCACUGAGAUAGCCUUUCGUCUCUUUUAGUAAGCCAAUGCAGAGAGGCACCUUUCAUUCUUGAAUUUAAAGCAGCGGUACAAGUAUUAAAAUUACGUGACAUAAAUAAACAAACAUUACGACCAAAUAAAUUACGCAAUUUUUAAUGCUUUUAUCUUUACAUUUUUUAAACCUAAGACAAAGAAAGCAAUCGAAGUUAUGAAGCAAGGCCUACACAAUGCAAAAGAACUAGGAAACAGCGAAAACGAGGGAAUUGCCUACAACGUUCUUAGCUUGGCUUAUUACGAGCUGGGUGAUUUCAAUCAAGCCAUAGAGUACCACAAACAACAUCUUAGUAUUGCUAAACAACUGGGAGACAGGGCAGGCGAGGGAAGUGCCUACAACAAUCUUGGCUCGGCUUAUGACGAGCUGGGUGAUUUCAAUCAAGCCAUAGAGUACCACAAACAACAUCUUAGUAUUGCUAAACAACUGGGAGACAGGGUAGGCGAGGGAAGUGCCUACAACAUUCUUGGCUUUGCUUCUUACAAGCUGGGUGAUUUCAAUCAAGCCAUAGAGUACAGCAAACAACAUCUUAGUAUUGCUGAACAACUAGGAGACAGGGAAGGAAUCGCCUACAACAAUCUUGGUUCGGCUUAUCACAGGCUGAGUGAUUUCAAUCAAGCCAUAGAGUACCACAAACAACAUCUUAGUAUUGCUAAACAACUGGGAGACAGGGCAGGCGAGGGAAGCGCCUACAGCAAUCUUGGCUCGGUUUAUUACAAGCUCGGUGAUUUCAAUAAAGCCAUAGAGUACCACAAACAACAUCUUAGUAUUGCUGAACAACUACGAGACAGGGAAGGCGAGGAAGUUGCCUACAACAAUCUUGGCUCGGCUUAUCACGGGCUGGGUGAUUUUAAUCAAGCCAUUAAGUACGCCAAGCAAUGUCUAAGUAUUGCUGGAAAACCGUUAAUAAGGUUGGCAGCCUCAAUUCUUCUUGGUCAUAGUUGGCUUUUAAUGGGUAAAUUGUUUCAAGCCAUGCAGUUUUUCCAGGAUUACCUUGAUAUCGCUAAACACGUAGGGAACAGGAAGAGCGAGGCUCUAGCCUAUGCCCUUAUUGGAGUUGUUAAUGCUCGACGGGAUGAUUUUAACGAGGCAACCGAGUAUCUUGAGAAAGCGCUUAGCAUGGCCAAAGAACUGAGAGACCAGAAAACCGAGGCAGUGGUCUAUACCGGUUUUGCGCAAAUUCUUGUUGAACAGGGUGACUUUGAACGAGCCAUCGAGUGCAACAAGAAAUGUCUUACCAUGGUUCAGCCAUCGGGGCAGAAAAUAAACGAGGGAACUUAUUUAGCCAAUAUGGGUCAUACUUAUGAAAGCUCUGGAGACUUGCAUCAAGCGGUUGAUUAUUAUCAACGCAGUAAUAAAAUUUUCAAUGACUUGAGAGUUCUGCAAGCUGACGACGCGUCGAAAAUAAUCUUCCGCAAUGCGCGUCAAGACAAUUCUCAGUUACUCUGCAGAACUUUGCUCAAGCUGUCAAAAUUCGACGAGGCAUUGUGUGCUGCGGACCAAGGACGAGCCGAGGCCUUGUUGGAUCUCAUCAAACGACGAUAUGGAUCCCAACUGGCAGUCUCUGGAUCAGUCGAGGGUAAAACAGGGAUCUCCGAAAUGGUCACUGAUAUCUCUGGUCCAACGCUUUUUGUUGCACUAUCAGGGAACUCAGUUAACCUGUGGGUAAUCGGGAAAGACAGAAACAUACAGUUUACACAGAAAGAAGUGAAAUAUCCCCUUGGAGAUGCGACCGACUAUUUGAAUUGCUUAAGGAAGAAGACUUACAAGGAAAUUCGAGGAAGAUUCAGGGUAAUCUGCGAAAACCGCACAUUAGACGGGUCUAGUACCGAACAAGAAUUGCCACCCGCCGAGGAAAGAGGCGAAGAAACAGGAAACCCAUUACAGUCUAACGAGAAUCCUCUGCGUCUCUUUCAUGAGUGCAUCAUAAGUCCUAUUUCAAAUUUGAUCGAAGAUGGCGAGUUGGUUGUCGUUCCUGAUGGUCCACUGUGCCUCGCCCCUUUUGCUGCAUUUUUGGAUUCCGAAUCAAAGUACCUCAGUGAGUCCAUGAGGAUACGCAUUCUUCCGUCAUUGAUGUGUAUGAAACUGAUCAACGCUUCUCCCAAAGAAUAUCACAACAAGAGUGGGGCGUUGCUCGUAGGAGAUCCAUGUCUAGAGGACUUUACCACCUUUCUCGGAGAGAAUAGAUUUUCACCCUUGCCUUUCGCCAAAAAGGAAGUGGAGAUGAUCGGAGCGAUGCUUGGUAUCCACCCACUCACAAGAAAAGAGCCAACCAAGGCUGAGGUACUAAAGAGAAUCGGUUCGGUUGCUUUGGUGCACAUUGCUGCGCACGGAAAAUUCGAGACUGGGGAAAUUGCAUUGGCUCCAAAUCCAGAACGAAAAUACAGAAGACCAGAAGAACAAGAUUUCAGGCUAACAAUUUCUGAUGUUCAAGCAGCGAAGUUGCAUGCAAAGCUUGUUGUGUUGAGUUGUUGUCACAGUGCCCAAGGCGAGGUGUCAAGUGAAGGUGUGGUCGGCAUUGCACGGGCUUUCCUCGGUGCUGGUGCUCGCUCUGUUCUGGUCACACUCCGGUCAAUUAAUGACGAGGCCACUAUGAAGUUUAUGAGAAGCUUUUACCAACAUCUGAAGGAUGGAAACAGCGCCAGCGUGUCAGUCAACCGGGCGAUGAAAUGUCUGCGAGAAUCAGAAGACUUUAAUGCCCCGCGGUUCUGGGCUCCGUUUGUACUCAUUGGUGAUGACGUCACAAUCGAUUUUAAAGAAAUCAACAAUGAAUCGUGA